AAGAAACAAUACAAAAGGAAGCUGCAUUAAAUACACAAGAAAUAUGGCAAGAAAAUGGUCUUCAUGACCUGAUGGCAUCUCUAUACAAUAAUAUGCCAAUGGUUACAAUGUUGACAAACACUAAACAAGAAGAUUCUGAUGGAUUUAAAGUAGUCAUCUCUAAGAGAAAGCACAAACACAAAUCCAAAAUAGCUAUCUUAGGGGAAAACAAAUCCAAUAAG
This is a messenger RNA of Cetraspora pellucida, 221 nucleotides long. NCBI's taxonomy places the organism in Eukaryota, Fungi, Glomeromycota, Glomeromycetes, Diversisporales, Gigasporaceae. The record is from the annotation of a GenBank genome assembly.